GCACUUCAGGAGGGGACUCGCCGGGAGGGGCCGCGCCGCGCCGGGCCGACCGGGGCCGAGCCGAGCCGGACCCAGAGAGCGGCAGCAGGGCACCGGGCCGGGCUGAGCGGGGCGGCGGGGACGGGAACAGCGGGGAGAGGUGCUGCGUGCCACCCGCACCACCAUGGCUCUCUACAACAACGGGGCCAACGUGCCCUCGCCCCAAGAGGCCUCCAACGGCUUCUCGCAGCCCGGUGCCUCGGGCACGUGGCACAAGGCAGAGGAGGAGGUGAGGCUGGUGGAGCCCAGCCUGGUGAAGAAGGCUCACCGUGAGAUCCUGGACCACGAACGCAAGCGGCGGGUGGAGCUGAAGUGCAUGGAGCUGCAGGAGAUGAUGGAAGAGCAAGGGUACUCAGAGGAGGAGAUCCGGCAGAAAGUGGGGACCUUUCGGCAGAUGCUGAUGGAGAAGGAGGGCGUGCUCACCAGGGAAGACCAGCACGGGCGCCAAAUAGUGAUAGAAAACCACCACGGGCUGGAUGGGGAGGAGUACACAGCGCAGUACCCUGAGUGUGACGAGGGCUGCCUGCUGCAGUGUGACUGCUCAGCCGAGUGCUACCACGACGACAGCAGCCACCGCGAGUACAGGCUGAAAAGACGGUCGAGCAGCUCCACCUCCCCACCACCCAAGAAGAAAAAGAAGAAGAAAUCGGGUCACCGCCGGAGCCGCAAAAAGAGGAAACCCGGUUCAGAGCGCAGCUGUGACAGCUCUUCCCCGAUCCGCAAGGAGAAGAAAAAGAAGACCGGAAAGAAGCACAGACGUGACAGGUCUGAGUCAGGCUCUCGGAAGAAGAGAAGACACAGGUCCCGCAGCCCCAAAAACAAGAGGAAAGAGAAAAACAAAGAGCGCAAGAGGUCCCGCAGUGCAUCGCCAGCCUGGCACUCACACCGGCGCAGCAGCUGCAGCUCGCACAGCGCUUCGCUCUCCUCCUACUACAGCAACUCCAAAUCCCCCAGCAGGCUAAGCCCCAAGCAUCGUGAGGAUGGCCCCAAGGGCAACAGCGCCCGCUCCAGCCGCAGCCCGUCCUCCUCCUCACCGCGCCGCUCGGCCUCACCGCACCAGAACGGGCACAAGGGCAGCGCCCAGAAUGGCCGCCACAGCCAUGGCCCUGCACUCGAGGAGCCAACGGAUAGGCCGGCCUCGCCGUCCCCUUCUCCACGGCCUCGCGGCAGGACGGACCCGCCGUCCCCUCGCACCCGGGGCGGCCGUCAUGGUGCCCACUCGCCCUCGCCGGAGCGAGCCAAGCACGGCCACCGGCACCGCUCCCGCUCCGCAUCGCCGCCCCGACACCGCGGUCAGGCCCCCCGCCUGCCGGCCCCAACGGGGCUCAGCCCCACUGGCUACAGCAGUGACUCGGAGGGCUCGGUGUGCUCGCACCCGCUCAGCCCCGACAGGACCCACGGUGCCCACGCUAAGAAGGUGAAGGACAGGCACCACCGGGGCCGUCCCAACAGCAGCUCAGAGUCAUCAGCGAAGCACUCUCGGCACGGAGCCUCGGAGCGGAGGAAGAGCCCCUCACACAGCACAGGGCACCGCAGCACCUCCUGGAGCUCCAGCGCUUCCCUCUCCAAGUCUCGCUCCCGCUCACGGGACAAGCGGGCAGCACGCAGCCGCAGCCGCUCUCCCUCGCAGAAGAAAACUGCCAGCAGAGAGAAAGACAAUGAGCCUCGAACACGUCACAGUGACCCAGACCCUGCUCGGGCCCGGCGUCGCUCCCGAAGCUACUCCCCAAUCAGGAAGAGGAGACGUGACUCCCCCAGCUUCAUGGAGCCCAGAAGGAUCACCAGCGCUCGCAAGCGUCCCAUCCCCUACUACCGCCCCAGCCCCUCGUCCUCCAGCUCGCUGAGCACCUACUCAUACAGCCGCAGCCGCAGCCGCAGCUACGACACCUACAGCACCAGCCGCAGCCGCAGCCGGACUCGCAGCCCCCCCAGCCGCUCGCGCAGCCCCCCCAGCCGCAGCCCCAGCUACAACAGCCGCAGCAGCUCCGAGAGCGCUGGCUUCUGAGCCCCCCCGCCCCAACCAGGAGCCUCCGUCCCACCCCAGGAACAGGGGAUUGCCAAGGAUGGGCCAAGCGGGCGGGGGUGACCCUGAGCCUGGAGGGUAUUUGGGGGUUGGGAGAUGGGGUGGGGGGUGG
This is a messenger RNA of Tympanuchus pallidicinctus (lesser prairie-chicken), 2174 nucleotides long. It is a transcript of the gene SRRM3, whose product is annotated as serine/arginine repetitive matrix 3. NCBI's taxonomy places the organism in Eukaryota, Metazoa, Chordata, Aves, Galliformes, Phasianidae. Bases 164 to 2044 code for a protein of 626 amino acids. The record is from RefSeq and is a predicted model, not a curated record. The transcript has 15 exons. Gene Ontology annotation, molecular function: mRNA binding.